This is a messenger RNA of Bombina bombina (fire-bellied toad), 936 nucleotides long. Its product is annotated as olfactory receptor 1020-like. Gene Ontology annotation, biological process: G protein-coupled receptor signaling pathway; sensory perception of smell. Bases 10 to 936 code for a protein of 308 amino acids. The transcript has a single exon. Gene Ontology annotation, molecular function: olfactory receptor activity; G protein-coupled receptor activity; odorant binding. NCBI's taxonomy places the organism in Eukaryota, Metazoa, Chordata, Amphibia, Anura, Bombinatoridae. The record is from RefSeq and is a predicted model, not a curated record. Gene Ontology annotation, cellular component: membrane.
GGCUGCUUUAUGGAGAGACAAAACCAGACAUUAGUUACUGAAUUUCUUUUGUCAGGGUUAAUUGAUAAUCCCAAGUGGAAUAUUCAUUUUUUCAUUUUCUUUUUAUUCAUAUAUUUAGUAACACUAAUUGGGAAUAUUUGUAUGAUUAGUUUAAUUUGUUAUUCCACCACACUUCAUAAUCCCAUGUACUUUUUUCUUGGUCAUUUAUCCUUUUCGGACUUGUGUUAUUCUUCAGUAAUCACACCAAAAAUUUUGAACAAUAUGCUUACAAGCAGAAUGGUUAUAUCGUUUAAAGGAUGUGCAACUCAGCUUUUUUUCUUUGGACUUUUUGUGGGCACGGAGUGUUUCCUUGUUACAGUUAUGGCAUAUGAUCGUUAUUUGGCUAUUUGUAAUCCUUUAAUUUACAUUAUUAUUAUGAGUAAAAAGCUUCAAAUGGAAUUGGUUGGUGCUGCUUAUGCUGGUGGCUUUUUAACAACAAUGAUACAUACAAGUUGCACUUUUCGAUUAUCCUAUUGUGGGUCAAAUAAUAUUAACCAUUUCUUCUGUGAUAUCCCUCCACUGCUGAAACUUUCCUGUUCUGAUACAUUCAUGAGUGAAUUGUUUAUGUUUCUUUUAUCAAGCUUUCUUGGAACCCUUUCUGUUGUAAUUAUUAUUUUUUCAUAUGUUAACAUUAUUUAUGCCAUUCUAAAAAUGAAAUCAUCUGCGGGACGUCAAAAAGCCUUUUCAACAUGCUCUUCACAUCUCAUGGUCGUUUCUCUAUUUUUUGGUACUGCUAUAUUUGUGUAUGCAAGACCGCUUUCCAGCUACUCUAUUGAGAAGGAUAAAUUGAUUUCAUUUUUUUACACAGUAGUAAUUCCAAUGUUGAACCCAAUCAUUUACAGUCUUAGGAACACACAAGUAAGAAUGGCUUUAUUUAAAGUCUUAUAUAAGGCAUAA